AUGACGACUUAUCAACCAGAAGUUGGAGGCGAAUAUACGACUGGGUACUUAAAGACGCUUAUAAAAACUAAAGAGUUACAUAAAGAUUUAGAAAAAAUGGAGUUUCUAUCUACUGUAUUAACUAAUCCAGAUUUGAAAUUCUACGCUACUUCGGAUACCGUUCAAAAGGUCGAUCGGAAUCACAAAGUUGUACCAACAAUACGAAAAUUUAAAUGA
Messenger RNA from Macrosiphum euphorbiae (potato aphid), 216 nucleotides. The record is from the annotation of a GenBank genome assembly. Lineage: Eukaryota; Metazoa; Arthropoda; Insecta; Hemiptera; Aphididae.